UUCUGCAGCACGGUGUCCCCGUCACUGCACUGGGGCAUCGGGAGUGAUGUUAAGGCCAGAGGGAAGAGUGCCACCUAUUGGCCACCACCCGACACCACUUACAGCACCUGGUAUUCCCAGGCGGUCUCCCAUCCAGGUUCUAACCAGGCCCGACCAUGCUAAGCUUCCAUGCUUAGAGAUCAGGCGUGUCCAUGGUGUUAAGCCCCCAUAUUUAAUGAUGUGAUAUUAAGUAUGAUAUAAUAUGAACACAAUACAACCAAACGCAAUGCAAUAUCACCGUCACACCCUGUAUGGUAAGCCCUUUUAAUUCAGCCCUUUUAUUUCAGUCGCCUCCUAUAUCCAACGGUGGCAUCGGUUGUUUUCCCGCCUAAUGACUCUGGCAUUGUCCCAAUCCAUGAUAUGGUUCUCUCUUUUGCAAGGGUCCGUUAUGGCUGAUUGGAGGGUUAGGGUUAGGGUUACCACUCAGUGGUCCGUUAUGGCUGAUUGGAGGGUUAGGGUUAGGGUAAGGGUUACCACUCAGUGGUCCGUUAUGGCUGAUUGGAGGGUUAGGGUUAGGGUUACCACUCAAGGGUCUGUUAUGGCAGAUUUUAGGGUUAGGGUUACCACUCAGUGGUCCGUUAUGGCAGAUUGGAGGGUUAGGGUUAGGGUAAGGGUUACCACUCAGUGGUCCGUUAUGGCUGAUUGGAGGGUUAGGGUUAGGGUUACCACUCAAGGGUCUGUUAUGGCAGAUUUUAGGGUUAGGGUAAGGGUUACCACUCAGUGGUCCGUUAUGGCAGAUUGGAGGGUUAGGGUAAGGGUUACCACUCAGUGGUCCGUUAUGGCAGAUUUGAGGUUUCCUUGCUCGGCCUUGUCCUUUAUUACUCUUGUUUGUCUCUGAGCUGUCUCCUUUUCACAUUCCUUUUUAUGUUCUUAUUUUCGUGUGGUAAAACCCCCUCCCGUCUCCCCGAUGUAGGCUUUAUUGCAUAAUUGACAUGGUAUUUCAUAUAUAUUUGCAUUUAUUGUAUUGAUCAAUUUUGUCCUUUGGGUGAACUAGCAGCUGUGGUAGUUUUGUGCGUGGUUUUACCGGUGUGUUGAUUUGGUGCUUCUUCUUGACCCUCUGGACGCGCUCAGUGACCCCUCUGAUGUACGGCAGUGUCACUGCUCCUCUCCUCUCCCUUUGUAGUUCCUUAUGUUUUUUACAUUUCGUUCCUUUCUGUAUUGCCUAUUGUGGAUACUGACAUGUUUUCAGUGCAUUCUGUAUGUGUUGUUCCUCCAGUGCUCUGUCCUUGGGAUCCGUUGUUAAAGCUGCCCGUUCAUGUAGUGCUCUAACCACUGAGAGUUUAUGAGCUAUUGGGUGUUCUGAUGUCCAAAGUAGGUAUUGGUCUGUGUGCAUCGAUUUCCUAUAGAUUUUUAUUUUGAUGUCUCCUUCAAUCGUGUGGUGGAUUUUUAAGUCCAAAAAAGCUAUGGAUCUGUCAUUUUCUUCUUCAUGUGUGAACUUUAUGUUGCCAGUGUGGUCAAUGGAAUUGAGGUGAUCUGUGAUUUCUUGUAUAUGUCCUCUCUUUAUGUUUUCCAGGAUGUCGUCCACGUACCUCUUCCAUAGUGUGAGCCGGUACGCCUCCGGUGCUGAUGUUAUUGCUUCCUUCUCCAGGUUUUCCAUAUGAGGCCACACAUUAUGGCUGAUAGUGGAUCCCCCAUGGCGAAACCCUCUUUCUGCCUGUAUAUUUUUGUGCGGAACUGAAAAUAAGUUGAGGUGGCGAUGAAGUGGAGUAAUUGACUGAUGUCUUGUACUGUCAAAUUUGUGCAAUUCUUGAGGUUUUUGUCCGUUUUAUGGCCGUUGCUGUAUUUUUUGAAAAGUUGCUUCUACUGGUGUGUUGGUGAAAAGUGAGACGACGUCAUGUGAUAUUAAUAUUUCGUCCUUACCCACUUUGAUAUUUUUAAGUUAUUUUGCCAGCUCUUUUGAAUUUUUGCAAUGUUGUUCCAUUUGACCUAGUAAUGGUUUCAUGAUUUCUGUGAGAGACUUAAAGAACCGAUGCUGUCCACAAUAUAUCCGUCGAAACAUGUCAAGGUAAAGAAAAUAACAUCUACCAAUAUAUGUGUCUGUGAUAAAAGAAAACUAUAGUGUUAUAAGCAGUUAGUCAUAUUUUCAUUAUUUAAUCAACCUCUUAGUGGUAUUUCAGCAAUAUAUUUCCUUAGGUCUGUGUGCUCUGUUGUCAUUACAAUAUUAUGGUUGUGGGCUUUUUCUCAGUGUGAAUCUUGAGUUGUGUUGAUAGCGAACCGCAGCAAACCAAACCAUGAACCUCACUGACCCCGUCUGUAUGGAUUAUAAUGUUACUGAAGUUCUGUCCAGAGGUUCUUCUGUCGGAGAACCAUCGGAGAACCGAGUCACCUCAGGAAUAUAGACUGUGACUCAAAGGGAUCUUUGUAAUUUACCUCUAUUUAUUAUUGAAUUAUUUAUGAUAUACAUUUAGAGCUGAGGUCAAACCUUUAUUAUUUUAUAUAAAAUAUUUGUAUGUGAGAUGAUACAUUAUGUUCUUGUCACGUUACUUGCAGUGAUUGUAUUGGCUAUAUUUUCAAGGGUUCAAGGGUUUUGAAUGGCUGAAGGCCUCUUUGAUUGUUUCCUCCCUGGUAGAACAUGAUUGUCCAAUCACCACCGGAUGUGUUGAGGGGGUGUGGCCUAUAUGACAUGUAGGGCAUAUUUCUUCAUGCUAAUCUUAAAGAAGGCUUGAGGGCCGAAACAUAUUCCAAAUUAAAAAGAGAUACAUAUGGAGCCUGAGUGGGCAACACUUUCUUUCUACUGCUACAAUGAAGUUCUGAAACAUACACUAUGUUACUGUGUGUGUGUGUGUGUGUGUGUGUGUGUGUGUGUGUGUGUGUGUGUGUGUGUGUGUGUGUGUGUGUGUGUGUGUGUGUGUGUCCUCCACCAUCUGGCUGAAAGAUUACAUCUAGGUGCCACUAGAGGGCAGAAUGACCAACACACGAAGCCAGGAAACCAACACACAUGUCUCAUAGGUGGAGUUAGAGCAUGACCUAUGAGCCAUCAUGGGGGUAGAUGACCUGUGCUCGCUGCUGGAGGACUACAGCCAGAUCUACCAGGACAUCCGCUUCAGGGACAGCAAGCUAGUGGUGGACGGCACUAACCUGGCCUACGACCUGUACUACAGGUCCAACCUGGACCAGAACCACGGCGGGGAGUACCUGGCCUUCCAGGUGGAGGUCCUGGCUCUCUUCAAGGCUCUGUCCGACUGUGGAAUCAAACCGUACGUGGUGAUGGACGGAGGCUCGGGGACCAGUGACAUCAAACUGGACACCCUCAUGGACCGGGCCAGAGGGAAGGUCUGGAGGGCCCAGGGCGCCGCUCUGAAGGGCAGGAGGGCGGACAUCCUCCCCCCCAUUUCCACGAAGGUAUUCGAGCAGACGCUGAACAACAUGAAGGUGCCGCUGGUCAGGUGCUUUGGAGAGGCCGACGGCCAGCUGGCUGCCCUGGCCAGUGACUGGUGCUGCCCGUUGCUGUCCGGAGACACUGACUUCUACAUCUACGACCUUCCUUGGGGGCUUCUGCACCUAGAUCACUUCCAGUGGGACUCAGUUAAAAAGAGUCCGACCAGGAGUUAUAUCCCCUGCAAGCGAUACACCACGUCCAGCUUCUGCACCUUCUUCAACAUCGACCGCCAGCUGCUGCCCGUCUUCGCUUUGCUGGCCGGGAACGACUUCGUCAACAUCAGAGAAAUGAACUGGGACCAAAAUGUUCUUGCGGGAAGACAGAGAGAGAUAGAGUUGUCUCAGACCGCCCGCCUGGAGGGACUCCUGAGGUGGAUGAGAGGCUUCCAGACGAUUGAAGACACCUUGACAGCAGCGAUGGAUCUCAUGCCCAACAUGAGUCAGCAGGUGCAGACGGAGGUGCUGACUGAGGUGCAGAAGUCCAUGCUGGAGUACCGACUCCCCAGCUCCUCUCUGCGGGGGUUCUUCAGCGAGGGAACCAUUCCCUCGCUGCCCGCUGAGAUGUUGAGCUGCGUCCCCGACUGGGUCCGUGCGCCCCUGGCCAGAGGAGAGCUGGGAGCUGACAUCCUGGACCUGUUGGUGCACAAGAGGAAGAUAUUGCCAACCCAGGUGGAGCGCAGCGACCUGCAGAGCUCCAACCUCACCUCGCGGCCCAUCCGGCAGGUGAUGUACGGGCUGCUGCUGGGCCUGGGAGGGGGCAAGGUGGAGGAGGUGGACCGGGUCGGUACGAAGCCUGCGAGUGUCAAGGUGCAACCGCUGGUCCACGGAGCUGCUAAGACUCUGAGGCUGGACUCUCUGACCCAGGCAGACCGCGCUGUGAGGCUGCAGGUGUGUCUGGAGACGCUGGGCGUGGAGGAAGAGACGCUGGAGCGAGUUCCAGCUCACCUGUGCCUCCCAGUGGCUGUGACCCGCUACUGGCUGAGGAGGGCCAGCCCUGAGCCGACGGUCCUCAAAGCUCUGCUGAUGGUCAUGGUCCAAGGAGAACAGAACCGACGGAAACGAUUGACCAUAGGCUGGCAGGGGUAUUCCAACAGCAUCUUUCGGCCUCUGGAUUGUGUCGUGGCUCACAGCUUCAACCAAUGGCAGGCCUGCCUGAAGGACGCCUCCCAGCUCAACCUGCGGCUCUGCAAGCCCCUCCCUGAACCCCACUUCGCCUGGUUGUACCAGGGCAGGCUGGUGCACCAGCGGCAGAAGCAGCUUCUGAACAGGGAGCCAGAGGAGAUACUUCACAGCCCCCAGUUCAGGAGACUGUACAGGAGGCUCCUGGGAGCAGUGACCCAGCCAGACCCCAGGGCCAACAGGAGAGCUGGGGGGCCUGAGGUCCAGCUGAGGGCCAGCAUGGAGCACCUUCACCUCAACACCCAGGAUGAGGAUGAGGAGGAGGAGGAGGAGGAGGAGGGGGAGGAGCUGGGCGGGGCUGAAGACCUGGAUCAGGGCCCUGAUUGGCCUAGGGUGACGGUUGGAACACGCUACAGAACCAAAGACAGGAAGGACCGGUCCAGAAACCCAGAACUGGGGAGGAAGCAGGAGAGGGAGGGGUGGGGGUGAGAGGGGAGGGGGGUGCGGGGACUGAUGAGGGGACUGAUGAGGGCCAGUGUUGCUAUUUAGAUAUAUUGUUGAUACAUUGUUGUUUCUCUUUCUUCUGACAAAUGUACUGAUUGUAAGUCAAUCAGUACAUUUGCCACAGUCCACAGACCGUAAAAAAGCAUCUGCUAAAUCCCCUAAAUGUAAAUGUAAUGCUAACAUACGAGGAGAGUUGAGAACGGUAUGAGACAAUUUGACUAAUAAAUUUAACUUCAUGUAAAACCAAACCAAAUAAGAAAAUGUUUCCACCUUCUGUAUUGAUAUUACUAAAGUUUUGUAAAUACUUU
Molecule: messenger RNA, 5348 nt
Organism: Gadus macrocephalus (Pacific cod)
Lineage: Eukaryota; Metazoa; Chordata; Actinopteri; Gadiformes; Gadidae
Product: protein asteroid homolog 1-like
Exons: 5
Coding region: 3019-5025 (668 amino acids)
Molecular function (GO): nuclease activity
Source: RefSeq, a predicted model, not a curated record